UUGUAGGUGGAUCAUUUGACAAGGAAACAAAAUCUCAGACCCUGAGAAACGAGUUCGGCAUCUCUUCAUGGUUGUUUCCAGAAGUAAGAUAUAAGGUGUCUGGAUGAGCCAUAUAUUUGCCUUUUGUUCUGAAGAAAUAUGUUGAAGUGAUUUUGACUAACAUCAGUGUCAUCAGUGAGAAACAUGGCCGGUCAAGAUAAAGGAAAAAUAUUAAAGUACUUUGCAGGAAUCAUAAUGACGCUCCUGCUGACGCAUGAAUGUGUUGUGGAAACACUUGAUUUCCCAGAAACAAGUAUAGAUUUAGAGUUUAGCUACAUUGAUGGGCAACUGCAUCAUAGAUUACCGAGAAGCGCAGAGCUAUUGGAGUUCAUUGUGAUUGUGGAAGUGAAUGCAUCCCAAGCUGUGGUGAUUGAACAGAUCAGAGUGUCAUUGGCUUCCAUCACAUUCCCUCUUCAAUUGGACAACAGUACUGAAAUUACUGCUGCGAACAUCACAACAGUGUGCCAGCCAAAUGUGACCGAAUACCAGUGCGUAUGUGAAGAUGGUUAUGCAUGGACAUACAACAACUGCAAGACAUAUGAGGCCUGUGAUGACAUCAGUCUGGGCUCAUGUGGAUGUAUCAGUGGUAUUCCGAGUGAUGGAGAGAUGUGUGUGCUGGAGAGCGAACUUCCCUUCACAGACCUAUUGUUUGAAAUUGAGAUUGAAUCAUCAAGCAUCUCUGUGAUCGAUGAGAUGAGGAGAUAUUUUCAGAACAUGACCUUUCCACUUCAGUUAGAUGAGCUGGUUGAAGUAUUAGAUGUGGACAUCACGACAGUGUGCAAUUUCAAUGACAGUGGAUACAAGUGCGUAUGUGAGGAUCAGUAUUUCUGGCCGUGUGAAAAGUGCACAGAAUAUGGGAGCUGUGAUGACAUCACUAACAACACAUGCAGCUGCAUCAAUGAUAUUCCAAGUGACAGACAGUUCUGUCAACCAGUCAACGAGAUAACAAAUAACACUGCAUGUGGGAAACCACCAACAGUUCCAGCUGAAUAUCUAACUGAAAUUCAGAUAGAUGCCGAGAAUACUUCCAUCAUUGAUCAGCUGAUGAGCUAUUUGAUGUCUUUCAGUUUUCCCUACAAAAUCAGUGACAGCACUAACAUCACAGAAAUCAACAUAACUACUGUGUGUUCAUUGAACCAAACGCAGUAUCAGUGUAAAUGUGAGGGUCUGUUUGUUUGGCCAAAUGACACGUGUCACUCGUACGAGGCCUGUGAUGAUAUCACUGAUGGUUCAUGUACAUGUAUCAAUGCCCUUCCAGUGGAUGGACAGUUCUGUCAAGUACUGCCUUCUAAGUACAUGAUUGACAUUGAUGUGAGAUUCUUUGACUUGUUCCUGGUGAACUACUUACGGGAUCUCGUCAGAAAUAUCAGCCUACCUUUGACUCUGAGCAGCAGCAUAAAUAUCACAGAUAUUGACAUGACUACUGUGUGUGGGUUAAAUGGAACACAAUAUGAGUGCAAGUGUGAGGAGCGUCAUGUUUGGCCCAAUGACACCUGCAGGGCCUAUCAUGAGUGUGAUGAGAUUGUGGGAGGCACUUGUGGAUGUAUUCAAGCUCUCCCUUCAGAGGGUCCGCUUUGCCAGAGAGACAUCAAUGAAUGUGAAGAUGCAGUGUCAGUUUGUGGUCAAUACUCAGAUUGUAUUAACAUCAUCGGGAGUCACAUGUGUUCAUGCUGGAGUGGAUUUAAUUCCUCCAAUAAAGACAGUCCUGUGAGCCGCAACAACUCAUGUCAGGAUAUAGAUGAAUGUCUGGUCAGUCCAUCUGUAUGUGGUCCAGAUUCCAACUGCACAAAUGAAAUAGGAAGUUACAAUUGCUCAUGUCUGGAUGGAUUCACUGUAACAAACUCAAGUCUCACCAUCAGCAUCAAUAACACAUGUAGAGAUGUUAAUGAUUGUCUAAAGACAUCAGAGUUCUGUGGUCCAAACUCUCGUUGCACCAACUCAGUUGGGAGUUACAACUGUUCCUGCUUGAGUGGGUUUACUGUAACAAAUAUGAAUCAACCAAUCAGCAUCAGUAAUCCAUGUAAUGUGACUCUACCUUUGACUGAAUAUCUGAUUGAAAUUCAGAUCAAUAGUGUGGAUAGUAGCGUCACUGAUCAGCUGAGGACUCUUCUGAUGUCUUUUAAUUUGCCCUACAUAAUCAGUGACAGCACUAACAUUACAGAAAUCAACAUAACUACUGUGUGCUCAUUGAACCAAACUCAGUAUCAGUGUAAAUGUGAGGGUCUGUUUGUUUGGCCAAAUGACACGUGUCACUCGUACGAGGCCUGUGAUGUCAUCACUAAUGGUUCAUCAUGUACAUGUAUCAAUGCCCUUCCAGUGGAUGGACAGUUCUGUCAAGUACUGCCUUCUAAGUACAUGAUUGACAUUGAUGUGAGAUUCUUUGACUUGUUCCUGGUGAACUACUUACGGGAUCUCGUCAGAAAUAUCAGCCUACCUUUGACUCUGAGCAGCAGCAUAAAUAUCACAGAUAUUGACAUGACUACUGUGUGUGGGUUAAAUGGAACACAAUAUGAGUGCAAGUGUGAGGAGCGUCAUGUUUGGCCCAAUGACACCUGCAGGGCCUAUCAUGAGUGUGAUGAGAUUGUGGGAGGCACUUGUGGAUGUAUUCAAGCUCUCCCUUCAGAGGGUCCGCUUUGCCAGAGAGACAUCAAUGAAUGUGAAGAUGCAGUGUCAGUUUGUGGUCAAUACUCAGAUUGUAUUAACAUCAUCGGGAGUCACAUGUGUUCAUGCUGGAGUGGAUUUAAUUCCUCCAAUAAAGACAGUCCUGUGAGCCGCAACAACUCAUGUCAGGAUAUAGAUGAAUGUCUGGUCAGUCCAUCUGUAUGUGGUCCAGAUUCCAACUGCACAAAUGAAAUAGGAAGUUACAAUUGCUCAUGUCUGGAUGGAUUCACUGUAACAAACUCAAGUCUCACCAUCAGCAUCAAUAACACAUGUAGAGGUAAAUCCUAGAAUCAGAAACUAAUU
Molecule: messenger RNA, 3003 nt
Organism: Rhinichthys klamathensis goyatoka
Lineage: Eukaryota; Metazoa; Chordata; Actinopteri; Cypriniformes; Leuciscidae
Product: fibrillin-2
Exons: 23
Coding region: 184-2988 (934 amino acids)
Molecular function (GO): calcium ion binding
Source: RefSeq, a predicted model, not a curated record